This is a messenger RNA of Harmonia axyridis, 2620 nucleotides long. RefSeq names its product tubulin-specific chaperone cofactor E-like protein (gene mlt). NCBI's taxonomy places the organism in Eukaryota, Metazoa, Arthropoda, Insecta, Coleoptera, Coccinellidae. The record is from RefSeq and is a predicted model, not a curated record. Bases 270 to 1712 code for a protein of 480 amino acids. Gene Ontology annotation, molecular function: alpha-tubulin binding. The transcript has 6 exons. Gene Ontology annotation, biological process: protein folding.
AACUUCCCCCAGAUCAGCUGAUCGCAAUAACAAACAAACGCGAAAUUGACUUCUCAUGAACGAAACCAGUGGGAGCGGGAACUCCGCGUCGAAAGUUUGAACUCUACGUACUGAGUAAUAAAGACGUGAUUUUUCAUUUGAUCGGGAUAGACUUAUUGACAACCCUUGGCAGCUACUCAGACGGAUCGAGGUAUCAUCAGAGGGCACCUCAUGGUGUUGACAACACUUUGUUUUGAUUCAAAUUUGGAUAUUUACCAACCUUAUUCAUAAUGACGUCUCUACUGGAAGCCUUAGAACAGAAAUAUGGAGAGAGGGAGAUGACUUUUGGAGAUAUAGACGAUUCGAAAUAUACCGAUAUCGCUAUUUCCAUUUUUGUGCCUUGUCGAUCGCCCAGAGCUUUAGUUCCAUCCCUUCUAGUGUUGAAUGACUGUGAUAUUACCACUGCCGGAGAUAGCGAGGCCUUAGUUGCAAAAUGUUCCUGCGUCGAAGAACUGGAUCUCGCGAAAAACAAACUUCACGAUUGGCCCGAGGUAUUCUGCAUCCUCCAACAGAUGCCGAGACUGAAGUUCGUUAAUCUGAGCUUUAACGAACUCUCCACGCCAAUAAAUAAGAUAGACCUUUACUGGGAGCAACUCCGUAACCUUGUCCUCAAUUCCACAUUUAUCCGGUGGAAAAGCGUUCAAGAGAUACUGGAACACCUGCCGCAGCUCGAAGAACUCCAUCUGAGCCUCAACGACUACAGACACGUCCAUCUAACGGAGGAAGAAGCAGAAUGCAUAUGCCAAUCGGAAGACGUGGGACCGGAAGUCGACGCUACAUGCGCAUGUCCGAAGCUCGAUUACCAGGGGAAACACUCGCACGCCAAACUGCGCAAACUACACUUUACCGGUAAUCCCGUCAGGGAUUGGUGGCAAGCUUGCAAACUUGGAUACGCUUUCCCUAACCUCGAGUCUCUGGUUCUUGCCAACUGUCCAAUAGAUUCGCUCAAAUUUGACGACAAGUGCUCCUGCGAUAAGAACUGCACAUCGGAUGGAAAAGACCUUGAAAACACUCCCCAGGACGCGUUCAAGAAGCUCAAAGUGUUGAAUUUGAAUUGCACCGAUUUGGCCUGUUGGGAUGACGUAGAAACGCUGGCCAAGUUUCCUGCGUUGAAUUGCGUUCGAGUUCAAGGUUGUCCCCUGUGGGAGAGUAAUGAGUAUACGGAGCACGAACGAAGACAGCUCUUCAUUGCACGAUUGCCAAAUGUUGAUACGCUUAAUGGUGGUGGCAAAAUUGGCCAUGACGAAAGAGAAGAUGCUGAAAGAGCGUUCAUAAGAUAUUACAUGGAAAAACCUGAAAGUGAACGACCCGAAAGAUAUUUCGAACUGGUUUCAAUCCAUGGAAAAUUGGAUCCCUUAAUCAACAUAGAUUUGAGACCAGAAAAACGUGUUAAAGUAUUGUUCACUUGUGGAAAUAACAGUGAAAUACGAUCAGUUGACGUCUAUCGCACAGUUAGCGAUCUCAAGCUCAAACUGGAAGCAUUCGCUGGAUUUUCCGCAUCCAAAAUGAGAUUAUAUUAUGUGGAUCAAGAUUUGAGGGAUAUUCAGGGUCCCGAAGAGAUGAAAUACCCUCACAAACAGCUUUACAGUUACAAUAUUUAUUCGGGUGACGAAAUAAUAAUAGAUUAUAAAGGACGAUCAUCUGAAAGGAAUUCUCUCAGCCAGUCGAUAUAACUGUAUAUUUUUAUUUGUUGAGUUCUAUUAACAUUUAUUCCAGUUUUCGUUGAAACUUAAAAUUUAGCUUUGAUGAAAACACAAUUGGCAGUCUGAAAAGUCAAACACUUAUGUUAAAGUUGUUAGUUAUUUCGUUCUAUAGGACAGCUAGGAGUGAUUGAAAACUUCAAAAAGGAGUGAGGUAUAAAAUUUAAAAGUUUAAAUUUGUUAUUCUAUUUCUAGUCAGUGAGUAUGGUGAUACACUUGAAAUUAUUAUCGGAUAUGGAGCAAACAAAUGUUUAAUCCUUAAAUUUUGUUAGAUAUAAAGGAUAAUCCUUUCACUUAAAAUAUAAUUCGAUAGUAGGUUCUUUGGAUAAAAUCAAUAAAUUUUCUUAGAAAUUCCUAAUAAUUUGAACAUAAACUUUGCUUCAAAUGCUUAUAUCAUUGAUAUUUCUUUAAGACAUUUUUUUUUAUCUAAAUUUUAAAUUUCAUGAUAGAGAGAGCCUACUUUCGAAACUGAAUAAAGGAAAAAAACUCCAAAUUCAGAUGAAAAAUUUUUCAAUUUAUCCAUAUUUGUUUUAUGGAAAAUUCUGACCAUGAAAAUUCAAUUGAUUCUGAUCUUCAAAAUCACUUCUUAUUCGAAAGGAAAAAUGUUUCAUGAUUGUAAAGUAUUAAGGUAUCUUUCUCAUUUAAGAGGUCGAAGUAUUAAGAGACCAAUUUAUUUUUAAAAUUCCAGAGCAAUACUCAUUACGAUACUAAAAAUCUUUUAAGCAGCUUCAAAUGUAUUUUAUACUAAUCUUACUAAAAAUUCCACACUAGAUCUUACUGCCAUCCAUACUAUUCCAUAAGUUUAGUACAAUUUAUAGAUUUAGUUUUAAGAAACUUAUUGUUCGAUUUCAAAAUGAUCUUGAAUAAACUAUAUCUUUAUA